GAGGGGCGGUGCCGCCCGCGCUGGGCGCUGCGCUGCCGCUCGGCUCGGUGCGCCGCCGGUGGGCGCGGGCCGCCUCGCUGGCCAGCACCGGGGUGGUGGCCGGCGGGGGAGCCGAGCGAACGGCUUUGGCGGGUUUGGGGCGUGCAGGGACCUCAGCGAACGCACGACUUGGCUCCCUAGUACCUUCUUUUUGUAAUCGGUAGUUCCCUUAGAUUUUUUUUUCCCCACUGGUAAUGUAUUUUCAUGCCUUUUCUUGCGAGCUCUGUGACAGCAGACUGCCCGGGAUGGCUUACCUUCCCGUGGAACGCCCCGGGUGUCGAACACGUAACGCCGCUUCAGAAGCGUGCUGCCCACGAGACACAAAAAAAUGUAGAAGAUUUCACUGGACCUAGAGAAAGAAGUGAUUUGGGAUUCGUCACAUUUGACAUUACUGCAGAUUUGGAGAGUGUAUUUGACUGGAAUGUUAAACAAUUGUUUCUAUAUUUGUCUGCAGAAUACUCAACGAAAAACAAUGCUCUAAACCAGGUGGUCCUCUGGGAUAAGGUCAUGUUGAGAGGAGACAACCCAAGGCUGUUCUUAAAAGACAUGCAGGCAAAGUACUUAUUCUUUGAUGAUGGAAAUGGUCUUAAGGGAAACAGGAAUGUCACUUUGACUCUCUCCUGGAAUGUUGUACCAAAUGCUGGCCUUCUACCUCUUGUAACAGGAUCUGGACAUGUGUCUGUACCUUUCCCAGAUACCUAUGAAACAACAAAAAGUUAUUAAAUUAUAAUACUGAAUCCUGAGCAAGAUAUUUUUAUACUGUAUAUUGUGAAUAAAUUUUAUUGCGGUUUCUUCUCACAUCCCAUGCAGCCCUUCAGUGAAAGGUACUUAAUUUCCUUAGGUCUAACAGCAGAGGAAAGGGAAAUGAAAGUUCAGGUGUGUGGUUUUUUUU
Molecule: messenger RNA, 931 nt
Organism: Falco peregrinus (peregrine falcon)
Lineage: Eukaryota; Metazoa; Chordata; Aves; Falconiformes; Falconidae
Gene: SPCS3
Product: signal peptidase complex subunit 3
Exons: 5
Coding region: 244-762 (172 amino acids)
Biological process (GO): protein targeting to ER
Cellular component (GO): membrane; signal peptidase complex
Source: RefSeq, a predicted model, not a curated record